UAAUGCUUUCCCAUGUAUACUCGUACAGAAGCAAGUAUGGAGACAUUACUCGUAGUCAUUCAGUUUCAAAAUUCUUCUGGUGAAAUUAACACAUUCGAGGGAGUAUAAAUACACACCUUUCGAUAUUGACGCAAAAUGGACUUCUAUUAUCUUCCUAUAUCGGCUCCUUGUCGUACCGUCACCAUGACCGCCGAAGCGCUCGGCGUUAAAUUAAAUAAAAUAAAGUUAGAUUUGUUUGCAGGAGCUCAUCUCAAACCGGAGUUUCUUAAACUCAACCCUCAACAUACAAUUCCCACAUUGGUGGAUAACGGUUACGCAAUUUCGAAAUCACGUGCCAUAAUUGUCUAUUUGGUCGAAAUAUACGGUAAAAAUGAUUCGUUAUAUCCGAAAUGCCCGAAGAAGCGCACUCUCAUCAACCAACGUCUCUCCUUUGACGCCGACACAUUAUACCAGGCCUUCGUUAAUGCUUAUAUAGCAAAAUAUAUGUUUAAAACGCCUAUAGAUGGCGAAAAGAUCAAUAAAAUUGAUACAGCUUUUGAGUUCUUGAACACUUUCCUGGAAGGACAUACUUAUGCUGCCGGAGAUACUUUGACGCUCGCUGAUCUCUCUUUGUUAGCCACAGUGUCAUCUUAUGAUGUUGUCAAAUACGAUUUCAGUAAUUAUGCCAAUGUAGCCAGAUGGUACGAGAAUUUGAAGAAGACUGCACCCGGCUGGGAAGAAAACUGGAGGGGCUGUAUAGAAUCUGCGGAAUUAAUGAACUGAAAUAUAUGCUAAAUGAAUGCAUAUGUAUUUAUUUAUAUAAAGAUAUAUACCUAUGUAUGUGAACGGAGAGCAGUUGAUAUUCGUAUAUUAAUAAUGUGAUUUCAAAGUAUUUAUUGAUCAUCAUUAUAUCUCCUAUACUGUGUUGUAUUUAAAAUAAGAAAGUAUAUUUUUUACUAAAAUUACUGUAAUCUGAUUACAUAUCAAAUUUGGUUGAAAUCGGUCUGAAGGGCCUCGAGAUAUGUAUGUGUUUUCACUUAAAAUUCGACGGUGCCACGCCCGUCGCCCAUUUUGACCCUUGCUCUAUUAAAGCGCAGCCAUACCACUUUAUAACUUUUCGGUCAAAGGCGUGGCAGUGGUCCGAAACCCCCAUCCGCGUACUCAAUGAACACGCAUUCGAAGUUUCUCAAGAUAUCUCAAUUUUUACUCAAGUUACAACUUGCAUGGACGGACGGACAGAGAAACAGAGAGUCAUGCGGAUUUUAACUUGUUUUGAUCCUGAUCAAUUAUACGUAUAUAAGCCUAUAUCUAUCUCGCUUAGUUUUAAGUGAUACGUAAGUACAACCAUUAGAUUAACAAAACAAUUAUACUUUGUAGUAAUAUGUUGAAAGGGUAUAAAAAUGUUUGCGAAAAUAAUAAUUAAAAUCGGUGCAAAUAGUUAAUUACAAGUUGAUUAAACAAAUGGAUAUACUAUAUGUACAUACAUAUUUAACUGUACUCGUAUAUAUGUAUGUAUAUUUGUGUGCAAAAUUGAAGUAUUCAGCGAUUCCUAAAGAACACUCAGCGAUUCCCAAUACUACUAGUUGCGAGAACUAACAUUUAUAUAUAUGUAGCAAGCUUUUCACAACAAUGCUCUUAAUUCAACGGUUCUCAAAUAAAGCUUUUUUCUGAUCACAAGCAUUGCAUAUACAUACAUAUGUAUGUAUGUGCUACUAAAUAGGUGUUUGUAAAUAUAUGUAUAUGUAUGUAUGUAGAGGCAAUUUUUGCCAAAUCAGCGGGACUGGCAUUUUUUACCAUAGACUCAUGUACAUAUUUAUAUGUGACUACUUAACAAUAUGUGUACCUACUUACAUAGAAGUAGAAAGAACAUCAUUGGCAUACUCAGUGUGACUCUGUAGUGCUUGUUCUUUAAUACUUGUAUAUACAGUUGUGUUCACGAAAAUAGUAGUGCGACAGCACAAACACUCCAAACUUAUUGCUGAUAUGUUCUAUCUUGCAAAAUGAACACUUCUACAAUACUUUCGUAGAACAGAAUAUUGUUAAUAAAAAAACACCGAAAUGCCGUUAUUUUUAUUAUGCCUUGCUUUAUUUAUGAUAUAUUUCAAUAUUUGCACCAAAAGUCUUUUGUUC
Molecule: messenger RNA, 2109 nt
Organism: Bactrocera dorsalis (oriental fruit fly)
Lineage: Eukaryota; Metazoa; Arthropoda; Insecta; Diptera; Tephritidae
Product: glutathione S-transferase D1-like
Exons: 2
Coding region: 136-762 (208 amino acids)
Biological process (GO): glutathione metabolic process
Molecular function (GO): glutathione transferase activity
Source: RefSeq, a predicted model, not a curated record